Punica granatum (pomegranate) is the source of this 634-nucleotide messenger RNA. The record is from RefSeq and is a predicted model, not a curated record. Lineage: Eukaryota; Viridiplantae; Streptophyta; Magnoliopsida; Myrtales; Lythraceae.
CUCACUAAGCCUUUCCCACCUCAACCCCCCAAACCAAGUCUCUCUCUCUCUUACAAACUCACUCUCUCCCCAUAAACAAAUGACGAUCAUAUAAUCACCAAACCCCAUCAUCAUACAAUCAUACACAGUUAUCAUAUCAUCAUCAUAACCAUCAUUAGAGAGGAUCCGAUACUGAUACUGAGGAAAAAAAUGAAAACAAGCGUUUGGUCUGUUCUGUUGGCUCUGCAGCUGCUGCUGAGUUUGGCCUCUGCUACAAGCAGGAACAUUGCCCCUACUGACUCCGGCACGAGACAAGAGUCGUUGCAGCCUCUCUCCGAAGGGUCGAUGACAAGAAGCAUGAACAGAGUUGCGACGAAGAUGGGUGCAGUAUUAGAAGAACCGAUAUUUGGGAAACAAGGAGGACUAGUGGCGACCAUGAAGAUCGGGUCGAGCCCGCCGAGCUGUGAGCACAAGUGCUCCGGGUGCACGCCGUGCCAGCCCGCCCAAGUUCCCGCCACGUCUACUGGCCAUGGCCACAUGCGGGUUCAGUACACGAACUACGAGCCUGAGGGGUGGAAGUGCAAAUGUGGCCCAUCAUUUUAUAGCCCAUGACAAACAACAUCCAAUGGAACCGAAUUUUUUCCUAAUUGCUUCC